UGUUAGUUUCGUCCUACCAUCAAGAUGUUUCUACUUAUCGCACCUUUAAUUCUUAUUCUGCUAUAUUUAUAUUUCAGCAAAAACCACGACUAUUGGGCAAAAAGGGGGGUGAAACAUGACACACCGAUACCAAUAUUCGGCAAUCAUUUGCGCUGCGUAUUAACAAUGAAAAGCGUUACAGAAGUCACUUGUGAACUCUACAAGAAAUAUGCGAAAGAGAAAAUCAUUGGGUACUAUCGUGGUAGAACGCCCGCUCUUAUAAUCAGAGACCCUGAGAUUGUUAAACGAGUUAUGUGCUCUGAUUUCUGGUCGUUCUAUAACAGAGGGGCAGGAAGGAACCCUGAGCAAGAAUCUCUGAUGUUAAAUGUGUUUCAUGGAGACGGUGACACUUGGAAGCUAUUGCGACAGCAUACAUCGUCAGCGUACACUUUAGCCAAGUUAAAAGCUAUGUUUCCUUUGAUAAUACAGUGUGCAGAGGACCUACAGAAGGUGGUUAAGACUGUAGCGCAGAAAAAAGGUAGUUUUAACGCCGUUGAUCUCAUGGCUCGAUUCACGAUAGAUUUCAUAGGCGCUUGCGGUUUCGGCGUCGACGUAAACUCGAUGAACACAGAGAAUUCCAUAUUCAAGAAGCUGGGGAAGCUGAUAUUUACUAAAACGGCUAUAGAACGGCUCAAACAGGCAAUGUAUGAGCUUUUUCCUGAACUUCGUAGAUACAUAUACGUGUCGGAUAGGGAAAUUCUUCUCACGCUGAAUAAACUUGUGUCUGCUAUUUUAGAACAGAGAAACAACAAGCCUUCCGGGCGGAACGACUACAUAGAUUUGCUGCUAGAGUUGGAAAAGAAUGGGAAAAUGCGCGGGAAAUCACUCGAGAAAGUAAAUCCUGACAAUUCGCCGAUGGACGUCGAGAUGGAGAUGGAUUUUAAGCUAUUCGUGGCAAAUGUAGCUUUAUUUUUCGGGGCCGGCUUUGAAACUUCGUCUUCAGCGAUGAGUUACACUUUACACGAGCUAGCGUUUUAUCCGCAACUUCAAAAAGAGAUACAGGAAGAAAUAGACGAAGUUUUACCGAAGUAUGACGGUAAACUGUGCUAUGAUUCUGUGUCGCGAAUGCCUAAGCUGGCUAGGGCUUUUAAAGAGGCAAUGAGGAAGUUCCCGGCCGGAGGGGUUCUGUACCGGGUCUGUACGAAGCGGUACACGAUUCCCGGUACAGGGGUGACUAUAGAUCCGGGUGUGGAGAUAUUUAUACCGGCGCAAGCUUUGCAAAUGGAUGAGCAGUACCAUGAGAACCCUGAAGAGUUUAAUCCGGAGAGAUUCUUGCCUGAGAAUGAGUCGAAAAUGGGAAAAUAUGUGUACCUGCCGUUUGGAGAAGGACAAAGAGGGUGUAUAGGUUCCCGACUAGGCGAGAUGCAGUCGCUCGCCGGACUGGCAGCACUGCUGCAAAUCGCCAGCGUGUCGCCAUGUAGCGCGACCGUCCGUCAACCUCGACCCGACCCGCGCGCUUACUUCGUGCAGGGCUUUGCGGACGGCCUUCCCCUUACAUUGACAUUGCGUGAUAAAUAGUUUCCCCUCAUGGGCCACCA
This is a messenger RNA of Cydia amplana, 1577 nucleotides long. RefSeq names its product cytochrome P450 6B5-like. The record is from RefSeq and is a predicted model, not a curated record. The transcript has 2 exons. Lineage: Eukaryota; Metazoa; Arthropoda; Insecta; Lepidoptera; Tortricidae. The coding region runs from base 25 to 1557 and encodes 510 amino acids. Gene Ontology annotation, molecular function: oxidoreductase activity, acting on paired donors, with incorporation or reduction of molecular oxygen; iron ion binding; heme binding.